Molecule: messenger RNA, 2633 nt
Organism: Tauraco erythrolophus (red-crested turaco)
Lineage: Eukaryota; Metazoa; Chordata; Aves; Musophagiformes; Musophagidae
Source: RefSeq, a predicted model, not a curated record
GCUUGUCCUAUACGUGGCUCUUCAACAAUAACACCUUAUCCGUUCAGGACGAUAGUCGCCGCUUCGUUUCGCAGGAAACGGGAAAUCUGUACAUUGCCAAAGUGGAGCCAUCGGAUGUGGGCACCUACACCUGCCUCGUAACCAACUCCAAAGCAGAGCAAAGCGUGCAGGGGCCACCCACUCCGCUCACGCUCCGCAGCGAUGGUGUGAUGGGGGAGUAUGAACCAAAGAUUGAAGUACGUUUUCCAGAAACAACAUAUGCAGCGAAGGGCUCAUCUGUUAAACUGGAAUGCUUUGCCCUUGGAAAUCCUGUCCCUAGUAUUAGCUGGAAGAGGUCUGAUGGAAACUCAUUGGCAAAGAAAAUCAAACACAACAAAACCAAAGGAGUUCUUGAAAUCCCAGAUGUUCAGCAAGAAGAUGAAGGCUCCUACGAGUGUGUUGCAGGAAACACUCGAGGAAGAAACAUUGCAAGAGGUCAAUUAUUUGUCUAUGCACUCCCUGAAUGGGACAAAAAAAUCCAAAAUGCCUUUCUGUCUCUCUAUGACAGUUUAGUUUGGGAAUGUAAGGCAAAAGGAAAACCAAGCCCUUCCUACAGUUGGUUAAAAAACGGCCAGCCGCUCACGUCAGAGGAAAGAAUUCAAAUAGAAAAUGGAACUCUUAUCAUACCUGUGCUGAAUAUGUCAGACUCUGGCCUCUACCAGUGUGUGGCAGAAAACCAGUACGACACCAUUUAUGCCAACGCUGAGUUGCGGGUGAUAGCCGCAGCACCCGAUUUUUCCAAAAAUCCUGUGAAAAAAACGUCUGUUGUUCAAGUUGGAGGUGAAGUCACAAUCGGUUGUAAGCCGAGUGCUUUCCCCAGAGCAGUUAUUAACUGGAGAAAGGGCUCAGAGGUUCUGCGCCAGAACAAAAGGAUCAUUGUACGAGAGGAUGGCAGUCUCAGGCUCUGCAACAUCACCAAAUCAGAUGCUGGGAUCUACACUUGUAUAGCAACAAAUCAGUUCGGAGUUGCCAGAAAUUCAGGGAACCUGAUUGUGAAAGAAAGGACUGUAAUUACUGUUCCACCUUCUAAUAUGGAUGUAACAGUUGGAGAAAGCAUAGUGCUCCCAUGCCAGGUGUCCCACGACCCCUCCGUUGAUGUGAUGUUCACAUGGUCAUUCAAUGGCGAAACGAUUGAUUUUAGUAGAGGAAUACAUCAUUUUGAAAGAAUUGGAAGAGAAUCUGUUGGGGAUUUGAUGAUAAGAAAUAUUCAGCUCCAUCAUUCUGGGAAAUAUGUGUGCAUGGUACAAACAACUCUAGACAGUCAAUCUGCAGCAGUAGAUAUAAUUGUGAGAGGCCCCCCAGGUCCUCCAGAAGAUGUUGAAGUUGAACAUAUUUCUAGCACUACUGCUGUGUUGUCCUGGAAGUCGGGCAUCGAUAAUAAUAGUCCAGUCCAGAUCUACAGUGUUCAGAUGAGAACUCCUUUCUCAGUUGGGUGGCAGGCGGUUUCAACAGUUCCCGAAGUCAUUAAUGGUAGGACUCACAAGGCAACAGCGGUUGGCUUAAGCCCUUGGGUUGAGUAUGAGUUUCGUGUGGUUGCCAGCAACAGUGUUGGAAUUGGGGAGCCAAGCAGACCAUCAGCUUUACUGAAAACUAAAGCAGCAGUUCCUGUCGUGGCUCCAACGAACAUCAGCGGAGGAGGAGGGAGCCGUUCUGAGCUGGUCAUCACGUGGGAGCCUGUUCCAGAGGAACUACAAAACGGGGAUGGUUUUGGCUACAUCAUUGUGUUUCGUUCUCUUGGCUCAACAACCUGGACAAAAGCAGUGGUGGCUUCAGUGGAAGCAAGCAAAUAUGUUUACAGGAACGAGAGCAUUACACCUCUCUCUCCUUUCGAAGUGAAAGUUGGUGUCUACAACAAUGAAGGAGAAGGGACUCUCAGCUCCAUAUCCAUUGUCUACUCAGGAGAAGACGAGCCGCAGGCAGCACCAGUGGGGGCUUCGGCACUGAGCGUUUCGGCGGCGGAGGUGGAGGUCUCCUGGCAGCCCAUCGCGUGGAACAGGCACACGGGCAGGGUGCUGGGCUACGAGGUUUUAUAUUGGACUGAUGAUCCCAAGGAAAGCACAGCUGGUAAAGUCAGAGUCAAUGGGAACGUAACAGCCAAAAAUAUCACAGGACUAAAAGCUAACACAGUGUAUUUUGCAACAGUUCGAGCUUACAACACUGCAGGGACGGGGCCCUCCAGCACCCCGGUAAAUGUCACCACUAAAAAAUCACCACCGAGCCAGCCCCCGGCAAACAUCGCCUGGAAGCUGACAAAUUCCAAAAUCUGCUUGAACUGGGAGCAUGUGAAAACAAUGGAGAAUGAAUCAGAGGUGCUAGGCUACAAAAUUUUGUAUAGACAAAACAGACAUAGCAAAGCACAUGUAUUGGAGACAAACAACACUUCAGCUGAACUUCUGGUACCAUUUGAAGAAGAUUAUCUCAUAGAAAUCAGAACAGUCAGUGAUGGUGGGGAUGGCAGCAGCAGUGAGGAAAUUAGGAUUCCAAAAAUAUCAAGUUUAAACUCUGGAGGAAUAAAAUUGUCCCAAAGGGUAAACCAUAUGUUGGCAUCUGGGAUCCUGCUAUUGCUUUCUGUUCUUACAUGCCCUUUUCCUUGA